UUUCUCUUCAUCAUCUAUCAUUUCUAUCUUCUUAUAAACAAUCUCCAUGAAGUUCCCAAAGCUAUUUUUUGUAUCGGUUCUUGCCAUGGUUCUAGUCCUAAGCAUUUCAGCAGCACCAAAUUUUGAUUCUGACAAUCACUCAGCAGCUGUAGAGGAUGAUAAUGAUGCAACAAUGCAUGUAUCCGAGUACGUUCCAGAUGAAGCAGAAGGUCGCUUACUCUUGCAAAAGAAACGAACACGAAGGAUUACUUGCAACAAGUUCCCCAGGAUUUGUCAUGCUAAGGGAAGUCUUGGACCUCAAUGCUGCAAGAAAAAAUGUGUUAACAUAUUGAUGGACAGACUAAAUUGUGGAAAGUGUGGGAAGAAGUGCAAGUACAACGAGAUAUGUUGCAAAGGAAAAUGUGUUAAUCCAUCAUUCAAUAGGAGACAUUGUGGUGGAUGCAACAAAAGGUGCAGCGAUGGAGAGUUGUGUGUUUUUGGCUUGUGCAAUUAUGCUUAGAAGAAUUUUUUUUUGUCCCUUUUUGUUGAAUAUCUGUUAAAUUUGUUUGAUUUGUAAAAGCUAAGUGUGAUUCAUUUAAUUACAAAUCUUGUUCUUUUCUUUCCUUUUAAAAGUUUUUUCAUUAAGUGACUAGAGGUUCUUGAUUUUUAUGGGUAUCGAUAUAAUUAAAUUUAUCUAUAUCGAACUCAGUAGAUUUAUAAAAAAAAUAUUUUCUCACUGUCUUUUAAAGGAUUCGAAUCUAGAUAACAGAAAAAAAAG
This is a messenger RNA of Durio zibethinus, 757 nucleotides long. RefSeq names its product protein GRIM REAPER-like. The record is from RefSeq and is a predicted model, not a curated record. NCBI's taxonomy places the organism in Eukaryota, Viridiplantae, Streptophyta, Magnoliopsida, Malvales, Malvaceae.